AUGUUUGCAAUCCCGCGUUCGUCGCUCAUGUCGACCGUGUCCGCGUCAGCCGAUCGGACGGUCGUCGCGGCCGCCACGUCACCGGCCGGUCAAACGCCACUCAGAGCGCUCGUGUUCGACUGCGACGGGGUGAUUCUCGAGUCCGAGGAUCUCCAUCGGCGCGCUUACAACGCGGCGUUCGCGCAUUUCGCGAUUCGGUGCCCGGGAGAAAACGCGGUCGUUGAUUGGACGACGGAGUUCUACGACGUGUUGCAGAAUAAGAUUGGUGGCGGGAAACCCAAGAUGCGAUGGUACUUCAACAAAAAUGGGUGGCCGCAUUCGUCGAUUCUGCCCGCCCCUCCCACCACGGAUGCUGACAAGGACGUGCUUAUUGACACGCUGCAGGAUUGGAAGACGGAGAAAUACCAGCAAAUGAUUGGAUCCGGGCAGGUGCCAGUGCGGCCAGGCGUGUUAGAGCUUAUGGAUGAAGCGAGACAGAGGGGUCUGCUGGUGGCGGUGUGUUCUGCUGCCACCAAGAGUUCAGUCGUCUUCACUCUCACUUGCCUGCUCGGGAAGUUCCUCCACUCUCCAAUCGCCCCAAACUUUUUCCCAAAUCCACAUCCGUCUCAUAAACCUUACAUUGUGCCUCCACCUCUCUUUCUCCUCCACCAUUGGUAUCCUCUCCUCAUGUGCCUGCCACCAGGUGACGACGUCCCAAAGAAGAAGCCAGACCCCACCAUUUACAAGAUUGCAGCACAGCGCCUGGGAGUGCCACCCUCGUCGUGCCUGGUGGUGGAGGACAGUGUAAUUGGCCUGCAGGCUGCUCUUGGAGCUGGCAUGCCAUGUGUCAUCACCUACACGCCUUCCACCAAGAGCCAGGAUUUUACCGGGGCUGUAACGGCGUUUGAUGAUCUUGGUGGAGUUUCUUUGGAUAAGCUCAUUAGUGAAUGCUCUGCUGUUGUGGCCUGA
This is a messenger RNA of Closterium sp. Yama58-4, 948 nucleotides long. The record is from the annotation of a GenBank genome assembly. NCBI's taxonomy places the organism in Eukaryota, Viridiplantae, Streptophyta, Zygnematophyceae, Desmidiales, Closteriaceae.